GAGCAGGUGGCUUUUUAUUUACGCUGUUGCCUUUGCCUAUUAAAAGCCGUUACAACUGGUGAUUGUCGAAGUUGAAGUUUUUCGAUUUGUUCAACAACGAAAAAGACAAACAAAAGUCAAAAAAUUCUUCGAAAAAUCAUCGAAGUAAGUAUUUCAGAACUUAUGAAAAUUUCCGAGAUUUUUUUUUGAAAAAAAGACCAUCGAAAUUAUCUGAAGAAAUAAGUAUAAAAAAUGGUGCAAUGCGAUAAGAGCCAUAGCGAAUCGAUGGCAACAAAACCGAUCGGUGAAAUUGUUCAAACUGUUUUAUCGGUGGCAAAAAAUACACAUCGAAUUACAAGCGGUUUUUCUGAUGCAAUAAAGCUGUUAUCAAAUACACCCGAAGAUGCGCAGUUUUGUUUUUUAGCCGAACCAAAGCGUGGUGAUAGCGCCACACACAUGCACGAGGUAUUGCUGCAAGCAUUUUGCUACGAACAUGGCAUCUAUAUCAUUAAAGUGGAUAGCGGACGAAAAUUGGCACACGUUUUGGGUACAUUCACUUCGGACGAAACAUGCGUUUUGAUACGGAAGAAUACAACCGGAAAUAAUAACAAUAUCACACCGGACACCGACAAUGAUGAUGAUGCAAAAGCAGCAACCACCUCAAGAACCGGACCUGGUUCCAAUGAAGAGGAUAUUUUGGUGAAUUUCUGUGAAAAUUCUUGGCAUAGUGCCGACUAUUGCAUAGUUAAAUUACCGGAAUCAUGAAUAAAUCUGAUUUCAUCGUCAUCGCCAUCAAUUUCAAAUGAACAAUUCGAUUCAUUUGGAAAUCAAUUAUCACUUUUUCACUGUGUGAAAUUCUCCAACUGCGCCGAAUCUGAACAACAUGAUUUUAAUUGUUCACGCGUCCCAUGCGUGCUACAUCGCAGAUACAUACGUAAUUCUUCAAUGAAAUAUGCAAAAACAAUUGAAAAAAUCGCUUAAAUAUAGAUUUUAAAUAUAUAUAAUUUAAUCUAAAUAAAUGUGUUAUAUAUGACCGUAUACGAGGGUUCCGCUCUGAAAUUAGACAAAAAAUAAUUGUGAAAAAUCACUGACUUGAUGUGAAAUGGCAAUAAACUGAAAUGCGAUACAAAAUAUGCACGUAGGAAAAAAACGGUUUUUUUUUCUUCACAUUAUUUGAUUGCAACGCAUUUAAGGGCUACAUUUUUUUCGUUAACGUUAACUUCGUCGUAAAACAAUUUUAUUACUGUAGUAACUUUUUUCGUUCGUUGUAAGCUUUUUUUUCUUCUCUUGUUUAAAUUUUACGUUGAAUUAAGUGUCACAACGUUAAAGUAUCAAAUGUACAACCCAAAUUUUUGCAUUGAACACGUUAGGCAAAUGCAUCAAAUGCGUUAUACAAAAUUGCAAACGAAAACACAAUACCAUACAUAUUCAAACUGAUCUAUUUUUAAACAAGUUGCUAUUGCUGUUGUAUACAUAUAAAUAUGUUGUUUUUUUUUUUCAAUUCGCCAAUGGUGUUAUUUUCAUUCGAAGUUUGUUUUGAUCGUUUGUCGCUCACACAAAAGAACUGUGAAUUUCGACAUGUUCAAUUCAGGUGUUUAGUUAUGCUUUUA
Messenger RNA from Contarinia nasturtii (swede midge), 1589 nucleotides. RefSeq lists its product as uncharacterized. Bases 232 to 744 code for a protein of 170 amino acids. Lineage: Eukaryota; Metazoa; Arthropoda; Insecta; Diptera; Cecidomyiidae. Gene Ontology annotation, cellular component: cytoplasm; nucleus. The record is from RefSeq and is a predicted model, not a curated record. The transcript has a single exon. Gene Ontology annotation, biological process: regulation of cell cycle.